UGUGUGGCAGGAGAGGCAACAUCAUGAAGCUGAAGCUCCCCAACCCAGGCCUGGAGGACAGGAUCCUCACCCACGAGCAGCUGGAGAGGCUGGAGGUGGAGGAGGCUGGGGACAGGCCCAAAUGGGACAACAAGACCCAGUACAUGCUGACCUGCGUAGGGUUCUGCGUGGGCCUGGGCAACGUCUGGCGCUUCCCCUACCUCUGCCAGAGCCACGGAGGAGGUGCCUUUAUGAUACCCUUCCUGAUCCUGCUAGUCUUUGAGGGAAUUCCACUCUUACACCUGGAGUUUGCCAUCGGCCAGAGGCUCAGAAAAGGAAGUUUGGGAGUCUGGAGGACGGUGAACCCCUACAUGCUUGGAGUUGGCAUAUCAUCGAUGUUUGUGUCCCUCCUGAUCAGUCUGUACUACAAUACCAUCAUCGCCUGGGUCAUGUGGUAUUUCUUCAACUCCUUUCAGGACCCUCUGCCAUGGAGCCAGUGUCCCUUAAAUGCUAACCAGACAGGCUACGUGCCGGAGUGCGAAAGGAGCUCCCCUGUGGACUUCUUCUGGUAUCGCCAGACCCUUAACACCACCGCUGUGAUCGACGACACUGGAGGCCUGCAGUGGUGGAUGGUGCUGUGCCUAGUGAGCGCCUGGGGAGUGCUGUACAUCUGCUGUAUUCGUGGCAUUGAGACCACGGGGAAGGCUGUCUAUGUCACCUCGACUCUCCCUUAUGUCGUACUCACCAUCUUCCUGAUCAGAGGGCUCACUCUAAAAGGAUCAUUAGAUGGAAUC
Molecule: messenger RNA, 773 nt
Organism: Engraulis encrasicolus (European anchovy)
Lineage: Eukaryota; Metazoa; Chordata; Actinopteri; Clupeiformes; Engraulidae
Product: sodium-dependent neutral amino acid transporter B(0)AT1-like
Exons: 5
Biological process (GO): sodium ion transmembrane transport
Cellular component (GO): plasma membrane
Source: RefSeq, a predicted model, not a curated record